UCCCAACCCUAAUCGUUAUAUAAUAUAUUUUUUUGCGAUUCUUAUGGAAGGAAACCCUAAUCGUUGAGCUCCGGCCUUUCACUGUAGGUGCUUCAGCAAUUGCAGUUUUGAGCGAUCGAAACCAUUUCGCCCUUUUGAAUCAGAAGAACAAGACGAUCUCAAGCUCCAAAGGCAGUCAUCUCCCCGCUCCUGCUGCUAAUCGAGAUCGCCAUCCCGAAUUCCUUGCUCGGAUGUUCGGAUUCUUCAGAUAAAGAGGCCCACGGCACUGGUUCCGGCGGCGAUGAAUUCCGUGACUGAAACCGCCGGCGGUGAGGUGUUCGACGAAAUGCCGCAAGAGAAGCGGGCGAGAACUGACGCGGGGGGCGAGGACCCGCCGUGGUCGUCGUGGGCGGGCCUCCAGCCGGACGCCCUGGGCAUCGUGCUCAGCUUCCUCCCCUGCCCCGCCGACCGCGCCAGGGUGCGGUCCGUGUGCCGCCAGUGGCGCGCCGCCGCGCGCGGCCGCGGCGUGGCCCCGCCGCUGCCCCUGCUGGUGCUCCCCAGGUUCAGGUUCGCGGGCCUGACCCCCGGGGGCGUGCUGGCGCCCGCGCGGCGCGCCUGGAUGCCGCCGGAGCUGGACGCUGACAACGCCUGCUGCGUGGGCUCUUACGACGCAUGGCUCGUGGGCGCCGGACAGGCCGGCGGCGAGUGCUUCUUGGUGCAUGCCUUCUCCCACGAGGUGCGCCGUCUGCCGCCCCUGGGCACUUCCGACUGCUCGCUGCGCAAAGCGGCGCUCUCCGCUUCGCCGGAGUCAGGACCCAACUGCAUCGUGGCCGCUUUCAUAAUCCGCUGGUCCAAGCCUGAACUGGCGCUCUGGAGGUCCGGGAUGAAGUCAUGGCGCGUUUGCCAUCAUGCUCUGCUUGCUGGGCACAUUGAUAUCGCCUUCUAUCAAGGGAAGCUGUACGUGCUCUGGAGGUUCACGCCAUGCCUCUUCGCUUUUGAGAUAAGUGAGGAUGAGCGUGGGGUCACCAUCUCUCGUAUGAAGGAUUGUAUGAUCGAAAAGCUCCUCCCGAGCACUCUUGGGCUCUAUCAUGAAUUGAGCUGCAACAUGGUGGAGUGGAGCGGAAGACUGUUAUUAAUCAUCAGAUACUAUGCUGUUUACCAAGCCAGGAACAGAGUUAAGGUCAAAGUGUUUGCAAUGGAUUUGAGCACGAACCCAGUUGGACUCACUGAGAUCCGCAGCUUCGGUAGUGAUUGCAUCUUCGUUGGGUUAGGUGGCAGCAAGUCCUUUCCUGCUGGUCAGCACGACGGAGUUGAAGGUGACCUUAUCUACUUUGGUCCUGAUCAUUACAACCCUCAUGACACAUUUGUGUACAGCAUGAGAGAUGGUAGGACAGGGCCCAUUGUUCAGCCAUUACCUUGCAGCACUAGCGCAUCAGAGCGCAACCUCGGUUUCCCGGUGUGGUUGUUUCCUUCCGAAUGAUGUGCUUCAGGAGAAGAUAUCUAUUGGGUGGUCAGGUGCUGCAGUUUGCUCUCAGAGAUUCUGCAUGGUGUUUUGUAACUCAAUCUGUAGGGGGGUUAUGCAUGUUCAUUCCGUUCUCAUAUUCCCGCCUAUAUGGUGAGGGAUACCUUAACUUUAGAAGAACUGGGAUCAGCGGCAGAAACUGAUUUCUGCAAUGCUUUUGUACAUGCCUCAAAUGGUCUACAUGCGAGUUUUAAAUUGGCACAUCUCAUGCUGUU
Molecule: messenger RNA, 1716 nt
Organism: Panicum virgatum (switchgrass)
Lineage: Eukaryota; Viridiplantae; Streptophyta; Magnoliopsida; Poales; Poaceae
Exons: 3
Coding region: 281-1459 (392 amino acids)
Molecular function (GO): protein binding
Source: RefSeq, a predicted model, not a curated record